AACAAGACCUCAAAUAUUGUCCAUUUCCGUUGUGCAUGUUUUCUUAAUCAAUCAUGGGAGAUCAUAGACAAUUUUUUCGUUUCCGACUUCCUUGGCUAUCCUCCACUGCUUCCCGUAAGGCAACAGAACCCCAAGCGCCCCGUCCCAAUGCUCAAGCACAAUCCCAAGGCGCUGCUCAGCCAACGACCAACAUCUCUGUUCAGCGGCCUCCAUUUCGGCCUGCAGGGAUAGCGCAGGCACAGUCGCCACCUCCACAGGCUCAAGCACCACAAGCAAGAACAGAACCUCAGGCAACAGCACCGCCACGUGCGGCAGGUGAAACGCGGGCAGCUUUACAGCCAGCAGCACCAGCUCGUCCAGCAACUCAAAUAAGAGAUGCUGCUUUGCCGCCAUCACCAUCUCGUGGAGUUGCUGAAUCUAGAGCCACUCAGCCAGCAUCACCAGCUCGGGGAACAACUUCAACCAGAGCCGCUGUUCCACCUCCAUCACCGCUUCGCGGGUCCGCUGAAUCUAGAAUCACUCCACCAGCAUCAACGGCUCGUAGAACUCAAAAUCGGGCAUCCUCUCAAUUCCAAUCACCAUCUCGUGCAGCCACACAAUCAAGGGUUGCAUCUUUGCCCCCAUCACCAUCCCGCACCACUUCCCAGUCCCAACAAACAGCACAGACAGCCCACAAGCCACCAUCCCCAUCUCGUUUGGCCUCUCAGAUUGCAGGCCAAACAUCCUCACAACCAUCUCCGACACGCAAAGCCACCACUCGAGCUCCUGCAAUGACUGAAGCAGUAUAUAAACCCCCCUCUCCAGCAAAGCAAUUGCAAGUAACAACAGAAGACAGCCCCAAGCCCCCACCAUCUGCCUCUCAAGAGGAACCAAAACUGGCAGCACCACCACAACCCUCAGUAGAGGCUCGACCAAAACCAAAAAGCAAGUCUGAAGAUCGGAGAAAAACUCCAACUGAAACUGCCAUUCAACAACCAUCCAAGGUGGCAGUCCAAUCUCCCCAAGCAUCAGUCCCGGUUGCAGAAACAGUACCAAUUUCGACAGUGGCCGUAAAAACAUUUGCUGAAUCAUCCGAGUCGAAUAAAAGAGAAGAAGGGAAGAAAGUUGAAGGGCUAAUCAUAGAGAAAGAGCUACCAGGCACCAAAUUGGAGGCAGGAGAAACACAGCCGGAAAGGCUAGAAGUUGCGACUGAGAAGCCAUGGAUAACCUCAACAACCGAUGAGAAGAAAAUUGACCCAGUGAGUUCAACACGUCCAGAGGACAGGCAUAAGCUAAGCAAUCAUCAUCAAAGGCAUGUUCCUGUCGACGUGGAACAAGUUCCCCUUCAACAAGGAAUCAGAGAAGAUGUUUCAAAGUUCGUUCAUAAGCUAACCACAGAGCAUCCAAAGCUGCCUAUGGAUGAAGAAUCAGUCAGAAUAGUAACCCUUGCGGGGGAAAACAGAGGAGCAUAUAUGAGCCUGGGUUCAGAAUCAGGGAAAAAGAAUGAAUCAAUACACAUUCACCGGGCUUACCUAACGAACCCAGAUGACAGCACUGAAGCAACUACAGAUGGGGAAAUAGGCUACAAAGGGAAACAGCCUAAAGACUCAGUGACCAAAGAAGAUUCAGCAUCAAAAGCAUAUGUAAACAGUAAUACACAGAGCAUCAAUAAUUCAAUUGUGUUUGACAGCUCCGUGACAGAAAGAAAUCCAGGAGUCAAGCUGGUAUUUUCUCAUAGUUUAGCAGAACAAACCAAGCCACGUACUAAGUCAGAACCUAUUGAGACAAAGAAGGCUGAGUUCAACAUUAUCCCAGCAGAGAAGCUUACUUAUGAUCCAUCAAUAAGAAGACGAUGCCUCAGAGGACUUUUCCUGGAACCAAGUGACUCAGAGCCAGAUAACCCUAAGGGGCCACGUCGUCAUGGAUGUAAAUAUAGCUGUGGAGAGAAGAACAAAGAUAAGGAAGGAGGGAUUUUCUAAACACGUAAAUCAGUGCAAAAUAAUUGCAUUACAGUAUGUGUAUGCGUGUGGAAGGAAUGAAUACAAUAAAUCAACAAUAAAGAUGGCAUUUCAUCCAAAAAUUUUACACCAACUGCCUGUUGCUUUAUCAUGUCAUCUGCAAUUUUCUAAACUUAAAAGAUAAAAUGCAUAGAUUGUGAUGAAGUUACCAGCUCUUAAGGAAUGUGGCUGGAAAUAUAUAGAUCGUGCCACU
Rubroshorea leprosula is the source of this 2190-nucleotide messenger RNA. The record is from the annotation of a GenBank genome assembly. NCBI's taxonomy places the organism in Eukaryota, Viridiplantae, Streptophyta, Magnoliopsida, Malvales, Dipterocarpaceae.